UUCAGUCUGUACGCUUGAAAUUGUAACAUACUACCACGUAAACGAAUUUAAGAUACAAGUUUUCGGUCGACUGUUUUCAUGUAUCGUUCAGCGCUAAUGCAUGCGAAUGUCCUAGGCAGCUGAAUCGAGUUUGCGUGCCAAACACUUGAGUGGAUUGUCUUUCCCAGGGCGUCCUGAAUUGUGCGUCAUUUUCAUUUCUGCAUUUUGUUUUCCAUCGAGGCAAUAUGGCAACACCCGCCGCGGUAAAUCCAUCGGAGAUGGGCACGGAUCUCCCGGGGCCGGUGGCCAUGGCUGGCGCGGGGGUGGGUGCGGGCCAAGUGCGGAUGGCAGGAUCCAUGCCAGGCAGAGGAGGCAAGAGGAGAUCGGGCGGAAUGGACUUUGACGACGAGGAUGGUGAGGGGCCCAGCAAAUUUUCAAGGUAUGAUGAUGAUCAGGUUCCUGCUGAUAAGGAGAGAUAUGCCAGGGAAAACCACAGCGAGAUCGAGCGCAGGCGCCGCAACAAGAUGACCCAGUACAUCACAGAGCUCUCCGACAUGGUGCCCACCUGCAGCGCGCUGGCACGCAAGCCCGACAAGCUGACCAUCCUGCGCAUGGCCGUCUCGCACAUGAAGUCCAUGAGGGGCACCGGCAACACCUCCACGGACGGCGCCUACAAGCCCUCCUUCCUCACCGAACAGGAAUUGAAGCACCUGAUCUUGGAGGCUGCGGACGGCUUCCUGUUUGUGGUGGCGGCGGAUACGGGCCGCGUCAUCUACGUGUCGGACUCUGUGACGCCGGUGCUGAACCACCCGCAGUCGGAGUGGCUGGGCAGCACGCUGUACGAGCAGGUGCACCCCGACGACGUGGACAAGCUGAGGGAACAGCUCAGCACAUCAGAGAACUCCAUGACCGGGCGUAUCCUGGACCUGAAGACAGGCACGGUGAAGAAGGAGGGUCAGCAGUCCUCCAUGAGGAUGUGCAUGGGCUCCAGACGUUCCUUCAUCUGCAGAAUGAGGUGUGGGACCGCUCCUCUUGAUCACAUCUCUCUGAACCGCCUGUCCAACAUGAGGAAGAGAUACAGGAAUGGCUUGGGGCCGUCUAAGGAGGGUGAAGGACAGUACUCGGUGGUUCACUGUACUGGCUACAUCAAAGCCUGGCCGCCAGCAGGUAAAGGCAUGACGAUACCUGACGAGGAUUCUGACGGCGGAGCGACCAGCAAGUACUGUCUAGUGGCCAUCGGAAGACUUCAGGUAACGAGCUCCCCCGUCUCCAUGGACAUGAAUGGCUUGUCGGUCCCCACAGAGUUCCUCUCCCGCCACAACUCCGACGGCAUCAUCACCUUCGUGGACCCCCGCUGCAUCAAUGUCAUUGGCUACCAGCCACAGGAUCUGCUUGGUAAAGAUAUCCUGGAGUUCUGCCACCCAGAAGACCAGAGCCACCUUCGGGAAAGCUUUCAGCAGGUGGUAAAGCUGAAGGGCCAGGUGCUGUCGGUGAUGUAUCGUUUCCGCAUGAAGAACCGCGAGUGGAUGCUGAUCCGCACCAGCUCCUUCACCUUCCAGAACCCCUACUCGGACGAGAUCGAGUACAUCAUCUGCACCAACACCAAUGUCAAGCAGCUUCAGCAGCAGCAGCAGGCCGAGUUGGAGGUCCAUCAGAGGGACGGCCUGACCGCCUACGACCUCUCACAGGUGCCCGUCGCCAGUGUGCCCGCGGGCGUGCACGAGACUGGAAAGGCGAUCGACAAGACAGAAGCCAUGUUCUCCCAAGAGAGGGACCCGCGCUUCACAGACAUGUACUCUGGCAUCUCUGGAUCUGACAAGAAGAUGAUGGUGCCAUCCUCCACGGCGGGAAGCCAGCAGAUCUACUCCCAAGGAAGCCCAUUCCAGCCAGGACACUCUGGGAAGAGCUUCAGCUCGUCAGUGAUCCACGUGCCGGGGGUCAACGACAUCCAGGCGUCUCCGUCCGCGGGCCAGAACCUGGCUCAGAUCUCCAGACAGAUCAACCCCGGCCAGGUGUCGUGGACGGGAAGCAGACCCCCCUUCUCGGGCCAGCAGCAGCUUCCUGCCCAGUCCAGCAAGGCCCAGUCGUCUCCGUUUGGGAUUGGCUCCAGCCACAGCUACCAGGCUGACCCCUCCUCCUACAGCCCGCUGUCCAGCCCCGCCACCUCCUCCCCCAGCGGCAACGCCUACUCCAGCCUAGCCAAUCGCAGCACAGCAUUCGAUGUGGCGGCGGAGGGCAGCCAGAGCGGAGGUCAGUUCCAGGGGAGGCCGUCGGAGGUGUGGUCCCAGUGGCAGAGCCAGCACCACGGGCAGCAGGCGGGCGAGCAGCACCCCCACCCCCAGCCCAGCCAGACGGAGGUCUUUCAGGAUAUGUUGCCGAUGGCGGGUGACCCCACACAGGGCACGGCCAAUUACAACAUCGAGGACUUUGCCGACUUGGGAAUGUUCCCCACGUUCUCCGAGUAACGACGGCAGCAACACGGGGCGACACAGGACUAUGUGCUUUUGACUUGUUUAUUUGUUUGUUUUUUGGGGGGUUUUGUUGUUUGUUUGUUUUUAUUUUUGUGGCUCUCAUCUCAACUCACCAGUAAACUUAACAGCACUCCUCAGCGGGAAUGUGUGGAGGCACCCACCCACCCUCUUCUUCUCUUCUCUUCUUCUCUUCUCUUCUCUUCUCUUCUCUUCUCUUCUCUUCUCUUCUCUUCUCUUCUCUUCUCUUCUCUUCUCUUCUCUUCUCUUCUCUUCUCUGCUCUGCUCUGUUUUUCUCUUCUCUUCUUUUCUUUUCCCUUCUCCUGCUUUUACUCCUUCACCCGCCAGACACUGAGGCUGUAUCUCUCAACUCAACUCUCACUACCACCCACCUACACACACAUACAUAAACACAUACUACACAGUGGCACUCAGGCAACCCACUCCCUCACUCUCUUUCUUUCUCUCGCUCUUUCUUUCUCUGUCUCUCUCUCUCUCUCUCUGUCUGUGUCUCUGUCUCUCUCGCUCUCUGUCUCUCUCUGUCUCUCUGUCUCUCUGUCUCUGUCUCUGUCUCUCUCUCUCUCUCUCUCUCUCUCUCUCUCUCUCUGUCUCUCUCUCUCUCUCUCUCUCUUACGGUGUAUACGGGCUCUCUCUGGCAAAGAUGGCCGAUAGAUGCCCUUUUUUUGAGGAAAAAAAAUGUUCAGUAUACGUGAUGGCUAUUUUCAGAGUGUUUAUACGGAAACCGAAAGGGAACUUUCAGUUUGUAUUUUUGUUUGUUGAUUUUCCUCCUUCCUUGCACUUCACUUUAACGUUGCCAAACCUCGCCAGGCUCAGUGACACAGGAAAUGCUGAUGUACCGUACAUCUUCAUGGCGCCAGCACACGUGACGCUUCUCGUGUAAAAAUGAAAAAAAUGUCGUACUCUAUAUGUAGUGAUGUCCAUAACCUAGCUAAACUAAUAUCAGUGUAGAAGACUCUUGUGUAAAAAUUUGAAAAGAAAAAAAAAAGAAAAAAAAUAUUAAAAGAGGAUACAUAAAGGUAAAGGAUACAGAUUUACAAAAAUUAACAUUUUCAACAAAGUUGCUAAACAUUACGGCUUAAAAGUGCAAGUCAUUUAAGCUAAUAUCACCAGCCUCCAGUCUGGAAAGGAAAAUUCUGCCAUACAUCAAGAACGCAUAGCGCAAUUAUGUGUUGCAUUUUUGUGGCUGCCGCAAGCAUUUGUUACUUUUACCUUUUGGAGUAAUAACAUAGACUUUAUGGGUCUUGUACUUUUACAUGAAAGAUUGUAUUAUGUCACGGGGAGACCAACGGGACGACCUUGAAGUGAAGAAUUCCUUUUUGCUAAAUCAAAAUGAUUUCUUUGUAAAUACUGUGAUUUUGAUUUUAUUUUUUGUCAAACAAUGUGUUUUUCUUUCACAUACACAGCAAAAAUAUACAUAUUUGUGUAGAUUUAAUUUCAUUGUGUGUAAUGUGAGUGGUACAUAUUUAACUAUUGGUAUUUAGUUAGCUUGUUAAUUGUACAUUGCGUUUAGACUUGUAUAAAUUGUGUAAAUGUGCUCCAUUAUUUUUGUGUAACUUUAAACGAAACAACUGUGCUUGUGACAAUAAAUUUUCAUUGGUUAUGUGGCUUUGAAAAAA
Messenger RNA from Engraulis encrasicolus (European anchovy), 4084 nucleotides. RefSeq names its product aryl-hydrocarbon receptor nuclear translocator 2 (gene arnt2). Bases 225 to 2444 code for a protein of 739 amino acids. Gene Ontology annotation, biological process: regulation of transcription by RNA polymerase II. Gene Ontology annotation, cellular component: nucleus; transcription regulator complex; aryl hydrocarbon receptor complex. The transcript has 20 exons. The record is from RefSeq and is a predicted model, not a curated record. Lineage: Eukaryota; Metazoa; Chordata; Actinopteri; Clupeiformes; Engraulidae. Gene Ontology annotation, molecular function: RNA polymerase II cis-regulatory region sequence-specific DNA binding; DNA-binding transcription factor activity, RNA polymerase II-specific; protein dimerization activity.